CGAUACCCAUUUCUUUGUUUGGAAUUUGAUUGAUUUCUUUUGGAUCUGUUUUUUGCUUGUCCCCUGCCAAUUCGUACGGGACGCCGGUCAUACGUCCCUCGCCGGGCUCUGGUGUCAGCCCCUUGGUAUCGAGUCGAGCAUCUCGAGGCGCCUUGACGGCCAAUUCGUUUCCUGACUCUUUUUUUUACAUAUUCUUUUUUAUAUUCCCCAUCGCGAAUCAUCGCAUGUCAUCUCAGUAGAGAACCGCGGCGAUGCUUAUCGAUGGCGAGAAGUGGGCUUGUGAAGCUUGCGUCCGGGGUCACCGGGUCAGCAGCUGUCACCACAGCGACCGACCCCUCACCCAUAUCAACAAAAAAGGCCGACCAGUCUCUCAAUGUACACACUGUCGCGGUCUACGCAAGUCGAGGACAACCCACGUGAAAUGCGAGUGCGGUGACAAGAAGAAGAACAACAGCAACAACAAUAACAACCAUCAUAGUGAAUCUGACUCCCCCACCGGAGAUAAUCGCUUGUGCUGCGGCUGUACUCAUGGCCAACGCUGCACCUGUGCGCUCAAGAAGGAGCAUCACCUCGACCCGGUCCCGGAGACGGGCUUGCCUCUAGCACCACCAGCGGUCACGUCAGAACCUAAGAAACCUCGUUUGACAUCGACCAAGUCUGAGAGCACACUCACUGUCUUCCGUGAUGGCCAUCACAAGCCGGCCUACAAGCACAACGACAUGGCUCACAAGUGCGGUGUGCCGUACACCAUCCCCAGGUCUCACACGAUCCACUCCACCACGGAUAUUGUCCAGCGAUCGACAGAUGCUCUUGCGGGCAUCGGCCAGACCGCUGACAUCGGUCAAGAUGUCUCCAACCGUGUGGAUCAGACGCCCAGUGGUCCCCAGCGCCUGGUCAAAUCGGAGCAUGGAUCUCCUGAAAGCGCGCCCGUCCCGAGUUUGGAGCAGAUCAACACCCAAAUGCCGCCUCUCGAUAUCUCGUCGUUCUCCCCCUUUGGAACAACCGAGUCUCCUUUGACAUCGAUGACGUUCCAGGAUUCUUACCAAGAACAACCGUUCUUCACCUCGCCUGAGGCUGACUUUUCGCUCGGGUCCGCUGGUCUCAGUGCACCGCCGGUGGACUGGUCAAGCUUCCCAUUGUAUGCGUCCGACGUAUCCGCCACAGCAGAGAGCCAGCCUCCUUCCUACGCUAGUUUUGAUUACAAUGCGUUCAACAAUCACCCGGGCAUCGCAGCUUCGUCGUCCGGUGAUAUUUCUGAGAUUGAUGAAUUUGGACCGCUCCCCGGGUUGGGGCAGUCUUCCAACGAUAUCCAUGACCUCAACAGUGUGAGUGACGGUUCUGACAGCGAUCAGUACCGCUUCAGCUCAUCUUCCUCCUUCAUUGGGUUGCCUCAGGCACAGCUCCUGUCGUCAACCAGCCUGGAGUCGAUCAACAUCGAUGAUUUCUUGAAAUCAGCCAAUGAGUCGACGGCGGCGUUGGAGCACCAGCUUCAAGCCAGCAUGGGCCUGGAGUCAAAGCCCAUGCCGUCGCAGAGCGGCUAUGCGAUCCCGCAGGCGCAGCUUUACCCCCACGGUAGUGAGCCACUGACGAGCGAGCCGCUGCCAGAUUCGAUGAGCGGUAUCCCGAUGACGACGUCUCCUACCGAUGCUAUCUGGGCCCCUAGCUUGUAUGAUUCCGCAUCUGUGCCUCUCGGUAAUGAGCAGUCCUUCCCUCAGAACCAGUGGUCCAGCUAGCAUGGUCCAUACAUGCUGUGGGUCCUAUCGUUUCGGUAGUGAUCAUCAUUGGGGGACCCCUCUUGAGCCACCCUGUUGUAACAGCACCUCCAUACCGUCUGAGUGACAUCCAGAGUCUUCAUGACCUUGAUGAGAGAUGAUGAUAAUACGUGUUUUACCUUUGUCCCAUUAGCCAGUCUAA
Paecilomyces variotii is the source of this 1914-nucleotide messenger RNA. Its product is annotated as copper fist DNA binding domain protein. Bases 252 to 1733 code for a protein of 493 amino acids. The record is from RefSeq and is a predicted model, not a curated record. Gene Ontology annotation, molecular function: copper ion binding; DNA-binding transcription factor activity, RNA polymerase II-specific; RNA polymerase II cis-regulatory region sequence-specific DNA binding. The transcript is spliced from 2 exons. Gene Ontology annotation, cellular component: nucleus. Lineage: Eukaryota; Fungi; Ascomycota; Eurotiomycetes; Eurotiales; Thermoascaceae. Gene Ontology annotation, biological process: intracellular copper ion homeostasis; intracellular iron ion homeostasis; positive regulation of transcription by RNA polymerase II.